Molecule: messenger RNA, 543 nt
Organism: Nicotiana attenuata
Lineage: Eukaryota; Viridiplantae; Streptophyta; Magnoliopsida; Solanales; Solanaceae
Exons: 3
Coding region: 1-543 (180 amino acids)
Source: RefSeq, a predicted model, not a curated record
AUGAGGGCUGUACCAUCAAAAUAUCACCAAUUGCUGAAAUUCCCAGCCCCGGAGGGAAUCAAGCAGAUAAGAGGAGAUCAACUUGCAGCAAGAGAAAUGAAUGCAGUAUCAACUUCCAGUACCGAGAUACUUUCAGUUACCGAAGAGAGAGACGCGACCAAAUCCACGGCGGAAGAACUCGAGAAAGUGGCUUUGUUCAAAGAGGUCUUGGAGAGGAAGUUUCACUUGGGAACAAGACUCAAUCCCGAACUCAGGUAUCCUAGUACAAGUGGUCGUACACAAGUUAAUCCUGGAACUGAGCUUCCCUCCGAUAAGGCAAAAAAAAAACGCCCAAUAGCUGAGGUCAGAAACAAGUUUGUUAUGGAAGAGGUAACUCGACUACUUGACAUUGGUUCAAUCCGGAAGGUAAAGUAUCCCGAGUGGUUAUCUAAUGUAGUUGUGGUUCCGAAUAAGAAUAACAAGUUUCGAAUGUGUGUAGAUUAUAAAGACUUGAAUAAGGCGUGCCCUAAAAACUCGUUCCCAUUGUCAAAUAUUGUCAAAUGA